AUGUCGGGCAAGCGGAAGCGCGUGGUGCUGACCAUCAAGGACAAGCUGGACAUCAUCAAGAAGCUGGAGGACGGCGGCUCCUCCAAGCAGCUGGCGGGCGUCUACGGCAUCGGCGAGACCACCGUGCGCGACAUCCGCAAGAACAAGGAGAAGAUCAUCACGUACGCCAGCAGCUCCGACUCCACCAGCCUGCUGGCCAAGCGCAAGUCCAUGAAGCCGUCCAUGUACGAGGAGCUGGACCGCGCCAUGCUCGAGUGGUUCAACCAGCAGCGCGCGCGCGGCAACCCGGUCUCGGGCCCGCUGUGCGCCAAGCGCGCCGAGUUCUUCUUCUACGCGCUGGGCAUGGACGGCGACUUCAACCCCUCGGCCGGCUGGCUCACGCGCUUCAAGCAGCGCCACAGCAUCCGCGAGAUCGGCGUGCGCAUGCGGGAGUCCCUGCGCGCGCGGGGCCUGCCGGAGAAGGCGGUGCUGCUGCUGGACAACUCGCCCACGCACCCCAACGAGAACGUCCUGCGCUCGGACGACGGCCAGAUCUUCGCCAAGUACCUGCCGCCCAGCGUGGCCGCGCUGAUCCAGCCCUCGGACCAGGGCGUCGUGGCCGCCUUGAAGAGGAACUACCGCGUGGGCCUCCUGCGCAACAACCUGGAGGAGGGCAACGACCUGCGCGCCUUCUGGAAGCGGCUCACGCUGCUGGAUGCCCUCUACGAGGUCGCGGCGGCCUGGAGCCUGGUGAGGCCGGGGACCAUCAGCCGGGCGUGGAGGAAGAUCCUCCCCGUGCCGGAGGAGAAGGAGGGCCUGGACCCGGACCAGGAAGACGUCUCCGUGGCCACCGUGGCCGCCCUUCUGCAGCACACCAAGGGGCUGGAGCACGUGACCACGGAGGGCGUGGAAAAGUGGCUCGAGGUGGACAGCUCCGAGCCCGGCUACGAGGUGCUGACCGACAGCGAGAUCAUCCGAAGAGCCCAGGGCCAGACGGACGAGUCCAGCGGGGACGAGGACGAGGAGGUGGAGCUCAUUCCGGAGAGACACCUCAACCAUGCCGCUGCGCUCCGGUGGACUGAGAAUUUGCUGGAUUAUCUGGAGCAGCAAGGCGAUAUGAUCCUGCCCGAUAAGCUGGUCAUCCGGAAGCUUCGAGCCACCAUCAGGAAUAAGCAGAAGAUGACAAACUCGAGCCAGUAACGGCGCUUCGGUUUUGCCCGGUUCUGGCAGUUGUGACACGGGACCGCUUGGCGGUGCGGCUCCAUCCACUUGCUUUGU
Molecule: messenger RNA, 1257 nt
Organism: Carlito syrichta (Philippine tarsier)
Lineage: Eukaryota; Metazoa; Chordata; Mammalia; Primates; Tarsiidae
Product: JRK like
Exons: 2
Coding region: 1-1179 (392 amino acids)
Cellular component (GO): nucleus
Molecular function (GO): DNA binding
Source: RefSeq, a predicted model, not a curated record